Messenger RNA from Dunckerocampus dactyliophorus (ringed pipefish), 1373 nucleotides. It is a transcript of the gene drg2, whose product is annotated as developmentally regulated GTP binding protein 2. Gene Ontology annotation, biological process: cytoplasmic translation. The transcript is spliced from 15 exons. NCBI's taxonomy places the organism in Eukaryota, Metazoa, Chordata, Actinopteri, Syngnathiformes, Syngnathidae. Gene Ontology annotation, molecular function: GTPase activity; GTP binding. Gene Ontology annotation, cellular component: cytoplasm. The coding region runs from base 217 to 1311 and encodes 364 amino acids. The record is from RefSeq and is a predicted model, not a curated record.
ACGAAGCUAGUUAGCGUCUUUGCUAGUAUAUUUACUAGCAACUUCAGCCUAUUAAACUGGGCUGAAGUGGGGCUGGGGCGCCCACGGACACAGGCGCGACAUGGCUUCUUUUUCACCUGCUGCUCCCCGCUGGAACUGUCCUCAGAUGUUCUGCCAGGCACCGCAAAUGGGAAGCCCUCAAAGCCGGUGUAACUGCAGUCCAUCUGAAGUGACAGUAUGGGGAUUUUGGAGAAAAUCUCUGAAAUAGAGAAAGAAAUUUCUCGGACGCAGAAAAACAAAGCCACUGAGUACCAUCUGGGCUUGCUGAAAGCCAAGUUAGCCAAAUACAGAGCUCAGCUAUUGGAACCCUCCAAGUCAGCGGGGGCCAAAGGAGAAGGCUUCGAUGUUAUGAAAUCGGGAGAUGCACGCGUUGCUCUUAUUGGUUUUCCCUCUGUGGGUAAGUCCACCUUCCUCAGCUUGAUGACGUCAACAGCCAGUGAAGCCGCCUCCUAUGAGUUCACCACCCUCACCUGCAUACCAGGGGUCAUUGAGUACAAAGGGGCCAACAUCCAGUUGCUGGAUUUGCCAGGAAUCAUUGAGGGUGCUGCCCAAGGUAAGGGUAGGGGUCGUCAGGUCAUUGCUGUCGCCAGGACAGCAGACGUUGUCAUCAUGAUGCUGGACGCCACCAAAGGUGAUGUCCAAAGAGAACUUUUAGAAAAAGAGUUGGAGUCGGUGGGCAUCAGGCUGAACAGGCUUAAACCCAAUAUAUAUUUCAAGCAAAAGAAAGGGGGUGGCCUCUCUUACAACUCCACAGUUCCUCUCACGCACUGCUCUGAGAAGCUGGUUCAGCUCAUCCUUCAUGAAUACAAAAUCUUUAAUGCAGAAGUCCUCUUCAGGGAGGACAGCACGCCGGACGAGUUCAUUGACGUCAUUGUUGGCAACAGAGUUUACAUGCCUUGUCUAUAUGUGUACAAUAAGGUGGAUCAAAUCUCCAUUGAGGAGGUGGACCGCCUGGCCCGCAGACCUCACAGUGUUGUCAUCAGUUGUGGCAUGAAGCUCAACUUGGAUUAUCUUCUAGAGACGCUUUGGGAAUACCUGGCUUUGAUUUGCAUUUUUACCAAGAAAAGAGGAGAGCGUCCAGACUUCAGUGAUGCCAUCAUCAUGAGAAGAGGAGCAACUGUAGAACACGUGUGUCAUCGGAUCCACAGGACCUUAGCGAGCCAGUUCAAGUACGCUCUGGUUUGGGGCACCAGCACUAAGUACAGUCCUCAGAGGGUGGGCCUGACACACAUCAUGGAGCACGAGGACGUCAUCCAAAUUGUCAAGAAGUAAAACAAGCUUUGCCCGUUUUGGAGGCGCCACAGGAGGUGUUCCCAAAUUGGCUGGGGGAAAAA